AAAAACCCGAAUAAUCGCCUGCGAGCACUUAUUCUUACAGUUCAACUCUAAUCACAUUCACCUAGAUGCCUCUCCCCACUCAAGUAUAUAACUCUUAUUGAAUAUAUAUGAACUCCUGUUAAUUUCCUGCACUGUCACAAUGUUUUCAGGAGACAUGGAACCAGCUUCACUCUUUGAUUGAUAUUCACAGCUCUCUCAAUGAUGAAUUUUGCCAGUGACACAUGAACAAAUGUGCUUCCUAGCAUGAACAUAUCCCAGCUCCUGUCAGGCAGCAUGCAUUGGCAAUAGCCAUAUAUUUGGCCAUACGAUACCCCAGUUACCCCGCAGGAACCCCGGAUUACAGGAUAUCCGGGGUGGAAAUUCUCUGCAAGCAUUCCGAUUAUUCUAGUUAACAGAAUGCCUCAUCCGGAGCUAAGUCCGCUCUCUUGCGGGAUGCCGACAUAAAUACUACGAGUCCGGGAAUUGUCGAUCUUAGCGUCGUCCACAUUUGAAAUUUAGGAUGCCUAAAGUUGUUGAGACGAAACAAAGGAGGAAUCGUCAUGUUCGAGAUAUAAAAGUGGUCAAAUUCCUGGAUGACUGUUUGAGUAUACAAAGGAAACGCACUAUUAUCUGUCAUCAUGAAAUUCUCCACCAGUGGUUUAGGGGCCAUUCUCGCUCUGUCAGAAGCAGUUACUGCUGCAACUCCGGCAGAAUGGCGUUCGCAAUCGAUAUACUUCCUUCUCACGGACCGGUUUGCAAGAACUGAUAGCUCUACAACUGCUCCAUGCAACACCGAAGAUCGAAGAUACUGCGGUGGGACCUGGCAUGGAAUUAUCAAUAAGCUUGAUUACAUCCAGAACAUGGGGUUUUCUGCUAUCUGGAUUACCCCUGUGACAAAGCAGUUUCCCGAGAAAUCUGGAUAUGGGGAAGCCUUCCACGGAUAUUGGCAACAAGAUAUCUACAAUGUGGAACCUCAUUAUGGAUCUGCAGACGAUCUCAGGGCAUUAAGUGCGGCAUUACAUGAUCGCGGCAUGUAUCUCAUGGUCGACGUAGUUCCAAACCAUAUGGGUUAUGCUGGUCCAAGUAGUAGUAUGGACUAUAGUCGAUUCGUUCCGUUCAAUAGCAAAGGCUAUUUCCAUGCUUAUUGCCCUAUCACUAACUACGACGAUCAAGCUAAUGUCGAAAACUGUUGGCUUGGGGAUAAUACAGUGUCGCUUCCGGAUCUUGAUACUGGGAAUCCAGAGGUGCAAAACAUCUUCAACAACUGGAUAUCCGCUCUUGUUUCCAAUUAUUCUAUUGACGGCCUUCGAAUUGAUACAGUCAAGCAUGUACCGAAGCCGUUCUGGCGGAAGUUCAAUGAUGCAGCAGGUGUAUAUUCCAUGGGAGAAGUAUAUAGUGGUGACUCAGGGUACACCUGCCACUAUCAGAAUUAUCUGGAUGGGUUGGUGAACUUUCCAAUUUAUUACGCUCUCCUCGAAGUCUUCAAGUCUCCUGGCGGCAAUAUCGCAAAUCUAUACAACAUGAUCAACACAAUGAAAGACAGCUGCGCAGACUCCACUCUGCUAGGAACGUUCGCUGAGAACCAUGAUACCCCAAGAUUCGCAAGUUAUACCAAAGACAUGUCUCUUGCCAAAAAUGCCCUGGUCUUCACCAUUCUUGCCGACGGGAUUCCCAUAGUCUACGCUGGCCAAGAGCAGCACUACGCGGGGAGGAAGGACCCAGACAACCGCGAAGCAACCUGGCUGUCGGGCUAUAACACCGAAAGCCCUCUCUACCAGCUCACCGCCAAAGCCAAUAAAAUUCGGAAGAAGGCCAUCGCAGACGAUCCCAAUUAUCUUACGUAUAAAGUAAGUGCCAAUUGACAUCCUUACUCAUUGCCAUACGACCACCCGCCCUGCUUGCUCCCUUCGUCCAACCGCCCCCACACAUGUUCCCCUAAGCAGUAGUCUCAAAUGACCUUCUAUGAUAUAACAAAUACAGAACUAUCCCAUCUACCAAGACAAAAGCACCAUCGCGAUGCGCAAAGGCUUCGACGGCAAACAAAUUAUCACCGUACUCUCUAACCUUGGCUCUGGCGGUGCUUCAUACACGCUGCAGCUGGGUGGGACGGGGUAUCCGGCCGGUAUGCGUGUUACGGAUAUUUACACGUGCACGACUGCCGUGGUGGGUUCUAAUGGGCAGGUACCAGUAUCUAUGGCUGCGGGAGAGCCGAGGAUCCUGUAUCCGAGUGAGAGGCUUGUUGAGAGCGGGAUAUGCGGGUGAGAGAUUAAUGGAAGUUGAAAGGAAGGAAACUUUACGUGGGAAUGGGCUUUAAGAGGGGGUAGUGUAUAUCUGGAAGAAAGCUUCUCGGAUUCCAGUCCGGUCUUAAGGGCUGAAAUGCGUGUAAACGAGGAAGUAAUAAUCGAUCCCAUAAAUAACUUUGCGUGCUGCGUACACUUAAUCAACUGAGCCACACUUCACAGAAGAAAGAAGAAAGGUAGUAUGCAACUGGAGCGAACUCAACGACAUUUUACUCUUCUCUACCUUGACUGGGGUUGUGAGAAGGGCUUCUGGAAGUGCGAGAACUCUAUUCACCAAUCACAAUGCAAAUUUACCUCAAUUAUUGAAUUGCUAGCAAGGUCUAUCUAGAUGGAAUUUGAUCUGCUCACGUCUCUCGAACAUAUUUCCUCGGGAUGUCUAGACGCCUCCCCAAUGCUUUCAGCAAUGGAUACAAAUAGCAAGAAAUAGUAGGCAAGAGUGGAAAACGACCCUGGAUCAUCUUUCGGCACCGCAGAUCGAUUUGAAGCAUCCUUCCUGUCUUCAUUUAGCCGUUGACUGUGUGUGGGGUGAUCCUAAGAAAAGUAGUCGCAUUUGCUCGUUUGUUCGAUAAUAUGUACUUGAUUUGAUAUUUUACUGGCUUCAUUGAGUCAGUCAAAUUUUUUUAUAUUUUUCAUUUCAUACCUAUUUCGUAGCUAGUGUUGUUGGAUUUCAAAGGAAUUAUCUGAAAAAAAC
Blastomyces dermatitidis ER-3 is the source of this 2970-nucleotide messenger RNA. Its product is annotated as alpha-amylase A type-3, variant 2. Gene Ontology annotation, molecular function: calcium ion binding; alpha-amylase activity. The record is from RefSeq and is a predicted model, not a curated record. The transcript is spliced from 8 exons. Bases 618 to 1841 code for a protein of 407 amino acids. Lineage: Eukaryota; Fungi; Ascomycota; Eurotiomycetes; Onygenales; Ajellomycetaceae. Gene Ontology annotation, biological process: carbohydrate catabolic process.